Messenger RNA from Acanthocheilonema viteae, 5346 nucleotides. The record is from the annotation of a GenBank genome assembly. Lineage: Eukaryota; Metazoa; Nematoda; Chromadorea; Rhabditida; Onchocercidae.
AUGGCGAAUCAAGUGACACUCGAGGUAGCAGCUGGUAGCAGCUCUCCGCCGAGUAUGAACGAAAACAACGAGUCGAGUAGCGCAAGUAGUACAUGUGAUGGUGAUCGCGCAAACGGAAACUCCUCUGCUGAUGUCUUAUCUAACGAUGCAACCGCGAUACUGAGUGAUCCACGACGACCAGUUGGACCGAUUGCUGAUAAUGAUAGCAACGGUGAAUCGUGUUAUUUGAAUGCCGUAGGUGCAUCAGGUGAUAUCACAGGUAUAGUACCUGAUUAUCGAAUAGCUAGUGGUGAUGGAAGUAGCAGCGUCGGAUCUGUUUAUCCGCAAAGGUCUUCAAUGAAUGGAGAAUUGGAUGACAAAUCUACUGCUGCUACUAUUACUACUACGACUACGACUACUACCACUACCAUCACUACUACUACUAACACUAAUAGUACUACUAUUACUGCAACUACUCCUACCACUACUAUUAGGAAAACUGAUGAAGGUGUACCAGCAGAUGCUUCAACAUAUAGGAUUAAGUGUGAAAUGGAUUUGGGUCCAGCAGUAGUUUCAAGGUCACCUUCUUCUAGGAAGGUGAAUGAUUGCCAUGAAAUUGUGAAGUCGUCAGCUGUAGCUGGAGAAAGAAGGGGGAAUUUAUGUUCGGUACAUCAGAGUGGUGUGAGGAAGGCCAAGAUUAAUGUUGCUUGUCAAACGGAUCCCGAUGAAGAAACAUUCCCAAAGAUCACACAGUGUUCUCGAACUGCUGUUUCGCAACCUAAUGCAAAUAAAGGUACGGUGGCGUCAUCGAGUAUUGAUGCUAGCUCUCCUACAUCAAGCACUUCAUCUGAUGGAACAUUGCGGUUGAUGAUUCAAAAUUUCACCAAUAUGGCAGAUACUGUAAGAGGGCCAAGUAAAAAGAUACAAACUGUUCCUUGGCGAAUAAUGGUGAUGCCCCGACAGCAUGUUGUACAAAAGAAAGGCACGCAAAAGUGUUUGGGAUUUUUCCUGCAGUGUUGUCCGGAUGCUUAUUCUGAUUCAUGGUCAUGCCAAGCCGCAGCAGAAUUACGGCUGAUUUCACAGAAGCAAGGCGUACCACACUUUACAAGGAAAACUAACCAUGUUUAUACAGCGAAGGAAAAUGAUUGGGGAUACUCAUGCUUCAUGACAUGGGCUGAUAUAUUAGAUGAAAGUCAAGGUUAUAUCAAAGAUGACAAAGUAAUUUUGGAAGUAUCUGUUAAAGCUGAACCUCCAAAAAAUAUCCUAACUCAUGAGCAAUUCGAGAAGAAAAUUCAAGAUUAUAUGAGGUUAGCUGACAUACAAAGUAGUAGAGGACUCAUUGACAAAGCUAUCGAAGUCAAUAUGAGCGCUUUGAAAUUUUGUAAAGAUCGUGAUCAAGAUUGCAAAGCCGAUCUCGAGGCUCAGAAAGCGAAGCUGAUUGAGAUGAAGCUGAAGCAAAGUAUUGAAAGGAUUGAAAAAGGACCUCCGCUUGGUAAAGGUGAUGAGGAAAAUUCGCUUAAUCAGAGUGCUUUGAAACAAGCUAUAUCAGGUACUGCCACAAUUAAUAAACAAUCCAAUAUGAAUAAAUCAUCGAAAUCGAAUUCCAAUAAUAAAUCUCGUGAAACAAAUACGGAAAGAACUGUUAAUGUUCAUAACAGAACAGCAAUUUCACCUCUAAAUAAAACAUUGGAAACAAGACAAGCCGCGGAAUCAAAUGUUGCUGAAACUCGUCCAGUGCUGCAAAACGACAAGAACGCCUGCAAUGUGCAAGAAACUCCAAAUGAAGUACUGCUGAAUGCAGCUCGUGAAAUGAAAUGGCUUUCCGAUAAUGGAAAACAAGAGGAAGGGCGAAAUGAUUCGAGACAGGAAAAACUACCAAAGCAGGUUGAUGUAGCCGUUUUCGGCAGUGAAGGAAAGGAAGCAAAAAUUGAUGACAAGAAGACCACUUGCGAAAGAUUGAAUGAAAAACCGGAAGCUGAGAAGAAAGAAAUGGUUGUCAAUACUGAUUACUUAGAAAACGAUGUAUUUGCUUUAGGAGCUAAAAUGGCCGAAGAUGGAGAUAUGUUGCAAGUAGAUUCACAGAAAACUGAGACACAGGAGCCAGUUGUGCCGGUUCUGGAUUGCGCAUAUGAUGUGAGCGGGCAUGGUCAGCCAUGGGAAUUAUGCCAAGAACAGAAAGAGCAACAUGUUGUGGAAUGCUCUAGCGAUGAAGAAAUGAGCUCGUCGAAUGGAGUUUCGGAUAGCGAAGCUGAAGGAAAUAAUGGUCGCACUGUGGGUGGAGUUCCUUGUUCUAAAAAGAUGAAGCGUUCACUUCAAAGUGAUGGUACAGUAGUGCGCGAUGAUUGUGAUAGCUGUAUUCAGGCUAUGCUUGAGCCUGCUUCUCUUAACACAGAAGAGGCUUCGUGUCAGACUGACUUUUCCGUGCUGAUGCCCAAAGCAGAUGCAGCCAUAGUAAAUGCACACACGGUUAUGACAAACCCAAAUCCAAACCGGCCAUACGCACAGCCAAAGAAACAGACAGCAAAGAAAACCGUGCCCAACAACGAGUGGCGUCGAAAGAAGCCGAACGAGUUCAAAGAUAUGGAUUCUAGAAAAAAACAAGAUGAGCAGUUAAAGACCCAAACGGAUAAUAGGACGGAAGAAGCUGUGGAAAUGCAGAAAGAAAGCAUAGCGCGCUUCACAUCACAAUUUGCGAACGCGGAUCCAAAAACAUUUCCGGUCUUUCCAAUUUAUCAUUCACAGCAAAUUAUUGGAGACGACUUGGCAAAUCCGCAGGUGCAACAAUACAUGGAUGAUUCGACACAACCGAAUAUUUGGUCACGACAAUAUAUUGAAGAAUGGCUUAAAUUCAACAUCAAAUACUGCUGGAAAUACAUGAAAAACGGAGAGAAUCCACCUGCAGCUGGCGAUGAAAAUAGUUUGGAUUUUGCUGCCGGCAAUAUUCCUCAUUUCACAGAUGCACAGGUUCAGCAAGUUAUGGCAGCGCUGUCAGUGAUUGGUGUUAAUUGUGUGAAUGCUAAACGUGUGGUUGAUAAGGCCGCUGAAUUUAUUAAUACAUUGGAAAUGCGUUCGAAAAGUCCCUUCCUCAAAGGUUGUCUGCAAAAACUGGCAAUUCUAGCUGGAGAUGAGAAAGUUAUCGAAGCAAUCAAAGAUGGACGUAGAGAUCUUGACUGCUCUUCACUGGAUGAGCAUCAUUUAACAGCGCCUUUGGUUGAUGAUGCAGAUGACUUCAGUUCCUUGAUGUCUGACUGUCCAGAUGACCAGCAUGACUAUAUGUUGAAUCGCGAAGUGCAUCGCAUUGGUAUUUUUGCUGAUCAGGCAGUGAGUAAAAACCCACUGAUGGAAGUUGGUCAAGCCGAAAAAUUGAACGAGCAUACGGAGAAAAUUGCCCAACGUAUUGCGUUACUUGAAAGUGAUAAAGAAACCUUGUCGCGCCAACUUACUGCCGAGAAAGAAAAAAAUAAGAAACAAGAGCAGAAACAUGCAAAUACAACGAAACAGGUGCAGGCACAGUUGCAGUCCGAGAAAGAAAAACAUGAGAAGACAAUCCAGCAACUAAAUCAGAAGAAGAACGAAUUAAAGAAGCUUGAAAAAAGUGCCAAGCAACAUGAGAGGGAUUCUGAACGAUCACGAGAAUUACAAGAGAAAAAUGAGUGUUUGGUACGCGAAUUGCAAGAGCUUCGACAGAAACAUGCAGAAGAAUUAAGGAAGCUGCAGAGAGAAUUGCAGUCUAGCCAGGAUACUCGAAAAAAUAUGACCGAAGAAAUCAAAGGACGUGAUACUGAAAUCAGUGAAUUAAAAAAUCAGCUCAAUGAGCGGUCGAUUGCACUGAAACGUUCUGAAAAUGUGUUGUGUUCGGAACGUAAGACGUUCCAAAGUAAUAUAGCUUUUUUGACUGAACGUGCAAAGAAAGCCGAAGUUUCACUGCUGGAGCAUAAGCUUGAGACAGGCAUUGCUGUACUUGAAAGAGCCCAUAAAGAUGCUGGGCAGAGAGUGAAGGAUUUGGAAAUUGAGUCGAAGAAGGCAAGGAAUCCUAUUGCGGUGGAGGAACUGAAGGUAGCGGCUUCCGAAUGGAGGGCUAAACGAGAAGAGGUGGCCAGUCUUAUUACCACUGCAAAAGCCGAAUUCGCUGCGCAGAUUGAACAAAUCAAAGCUGGUAAAACAAUUGCUCAGUUGCCAAAAAUUAGUGUACCAAAACCUCCGCCUGCACCAAAACUCAAAUUAGGACAGUUUGCACUUCAAGUAUCACCCGCUAUUCCUGAAAAAGCUGUGACACCUGCUGUACCGUCUGUGGGAGUAAUUGGUAAUCGGUCUCCUGCGACUGGUAUAAUUAUCAAUUCUUCAUUAACGUCUGGUAAUGUCGCACCGGGUGCACCGAUGCAGACAAUGUCGAAAGCUCCUGCUCCUCCUUCAUCUCCUAUGAAGUCUCCUACUGGCACUACUACGUCAAUAGCACCGAUCGGCGUUCGACCUACUAGUCAUACGGGUUCAGUGAUAGAAUAUGCUAGCAGUCAUACCACGACAGUCAGUUCGUGCAGUACCACGCAGGCAACUUCCAGUACGUCGUCAACUUCCGGAUUAUCAUUACCGAGUGCUUGGAGUUCCAGCUGGGAUGGUCCGCUUGCUAUGAAUUCGAUCAGCGAACUGCUCAAUCCUAGUCGUUCAUUCGGACCCAUCGGUACUGAUUAUGGUAUCAGCACCGGUGGAAGUUCUUCUCAGCUUUCUCAUCCACCACCUGGUAUUACUAAUACGAGUAGCCAUUUCUCAUCGCAGUCGAAUGGCUGGAGUAAUGGAAGCGGGGGCGAAUGGCUUAAUACGUUAUCCUCUGGAAGCAACAGUAACAGUAUAAUAUCGAGCCAAUCAAGUCAUUAUAACCAUUUGCAGCAUCAAGGAAGUGGUUAUCAAUCACAGCAAUGGCCUAGUUGGACUGGUUACCACACCCCUUCUUCGAACACCUCUGAUGUCACUAGUGCACUAGUGGCGAGCAGUCGAAGUUCGUCUCCUCGACGUGAUAGUUUGCUGGAUACUCUAAGAAACCAUUUUCCACACGUUGCUCCUGAAAACUUGAAGGAAUACACAAACGAAUAUAUGAUGAGAAAUAAUCUGCCAAGUUUUAAGGCGCUUCCUUUGCGCGAAUUGGUAAACUACAUUGCAGUAGUUUCGUCGAAAACACAGAUGUGGAGUAAAAGCAGUAUGCCGCCGAUGAUGCACCAACCUCCUCCAAGUGUGAUACCAAAUUCAGUUAGCUUGAAUAUUUCUGGUGUCGACCCCUAUCAAGCACCUUCGGCACGUGUUCAGACCCAACAACCUAAUGUUCAUCCGCAUAAUCUUAUGCAACAACAAAUGCGUGAUGCUAUGGAGAGCUAA